ACGUAACAACCUUUUCAGGACUCGGUUAUACUGCCAUGACUGCUGUCUCUGAUACUUAAAUUGACUGUUGCAUAUUUUGAUAUUAUCUUGCUUCUUUUGCCAAAUCAAGGGAAUAAUAUACAACAAUUGAUUAUUGUGAAGAGACGUUAUUUAUGUAUUUAUGUCUGAUCUAUGAAAAGGUGACGUCACGAUGGGGGUGAAUACUGAUGGUGAGGAGACGAACCCAGAAACAUCACUUCGGGAUGAUAAUCAGCACACGGCAGAGUCCUGGCAGAUGGAACACGAGACUGAACAUGCAGGGGGUACGAAGAACUUUCUUUUAGAUGAUGAGUGUGAUGGAGGAAUCCAGGAUCAGAAAUUGAUGGGCGCAACGGACACCUUGUUGAUCACACCACAAGAGAACAUGACAUCAGAGCAUGCCUCUGUGAUUUCCAUUACUGAACAAACGACACCACAAGAAUAUAAUACAGACGGGGAAGAUAUUGUAUUGUCCAACCAAUCUGACAUACAUAAAGAGAUGUUAAACAGCAACCCCGUAUCUGUCACAAACAACUCUUCUACAUCAGAUGACAUGUGUUCCCAACUAAAGGAAUGCAGAUUGCAAACAUUAGACAUCAUAAAGAUCUUAGACACCGACAUGAAUGAUGCUUUGGAAGAAUGGGAUACAGUAUACAAAGCACUCCUCGGUGAAACAUCCCUAUGUGAUGCUGAUGGGCCUACACACGAACUCCCACUCAAUCCUGACAUAGACAAGGUAGAUGAUGAAGGAUACACACCACUGUAUAAGGCAGCAUUAGAAGGUAAACUCAAUGAAGUUGAUGAUCUCAUUUCAAAAGGAGCCAACCUGGAUAAACCGAUCAAGGGAGGACUUCGUCCUCUUCAUGCAGCAGCUCAUAAAGGACAUGCAUAUAUCGUGGAUUUCCUCAUCCUAUAUGGAGCGGACCCUAGUGUCGAAUGUGACAUGGGUCAGACGCCUCUUCAUAAAGCAGCACUAGGAGGGUAUACCAACAUCAUAGACAGUCUUAUUGCAGAAGGGAUUGAUGUGAACAAGGAAGAUAACACGGGUUUUACACCAUUCCAUGCCUGUGUUGAGGAGGGGCAUUCGGAAGCUCUCAAAUCCCUCAUAAAUAAAGGAGCCAAACAGAACCAUUAUGGUGAAAUGACCGUACUCUUUGCUGCAGCUCAUUCCGGUCAUUUAGAUAUCGUAGAAUUCUUCAUUUCCAAUGGGGCUGACGUGAAUAAAGAAAAUGAUAGCGGGAUGAUUCCCCUACAUGGAGCUGCUGUUAACGGUAACAUGGAAAUCUUGGCAUAUCUCAUUAAAAAAAGGUCGGAUGUGAACAAAGCCGACUGUAAGGGUUGGACACCAUUGAAUGCCGCUAUUGAAAAUGGCCAUCUAGACGCUGUCAAAUAUCUCAUAGAUAAAGGUGCCAUGCAGAACAGGUUUGGCAGAAUGACCCCACUAUAUGCUGCAGCUCAAUUCGGUCAUUUUGAAAUCGCGAAUUUCUUAAUUUCCAUUGGUGCAGGUGUGAAUGAAGAACACGAUAAUGGAAGAAUUCCCUUACAUGGAGCUGCUGUUAACGGUAACACGAAAAUCAUGGAGUAUCUCAUUCAACAAGGGUCUGAUGUGAACAAGGCUGGCUGUAAGGGUUGGACACCAUUCAAUGCUGCUAUCCGAUAUGGUCAUCUAGAAGCUGUCAAAUAUCUCAUAGAUGAAGGUGCCAAGCAGAAUAUGUAUAAUGGCAUGACUCCUCUCUUUAAUGCAGCUCGAUUUGGUCAUUUAGAUAUCGUGGAAUUCUUUAUUUCAAUUGGCACUGAUGUGAACGACGAAAAUGAUGAUGGGAGUAUUCCCCUACAUGUAGCUGCUCUUAAAGGUUACAUAAAAAUCAUGGAAUACCUCAUUCAAUGUGGGUCUGAUGUGAACAAGGCCGAUUCAAAAGGAUGGACACCAUUCAAUGCUGCCAUUCAAUCCGGUCAUCUAGAAGCUGUCAAAUACCUCAUGGAUAAAGGUGCCAAGCAGAACAGGUAUGGAGAAAAUACUCCACUCUAUAUUGCAGCUCGAUUCGGUCACUUGGCUAUUGUGAAAUUUUUCAUUUCUAAUCGAGCUUCUGUGAAUGAAGAAAAUGGUGAAGGGAAGGUUCCCCUCCAUGGAGCAGCUAUUAAUGGAAACAUCAAAGUCAUGGAAUAUCUCAUUCAACAAGGUUCUGAUAUGAACAAAGCUGAUCCAAAGGGUUGGACUCCAUUCAAUGCUGCUAUUCAAUACGGUCAUCUAGAAGCUGUCAAAUAUCUCAUAGAUAAAGGUGCCAAGCAGAACAGGUAUGAUGGAAUGACCCCGCUAUAUGCUGCAGCUCAAUUCGGUCAUUUUGAUAUCGCGGAAUUAUUCAUUGCCUACGGGGCUGAUGUCAAUGAAAAAGAUGAUAGAAAGAUGAUUCCCCUUCAUGGCGCUGCUGCUCGAGGCCAUGUCAAAAUCAUUGAGUAUCUUCUUCAACAAGGGUCUGAUCUUCUCAAGGCUGAUCCGAAAGGUUGUACACCAUUAUAUUCAGCCAUCUACAAUGGGCAUCUUGAAGCUGUCAAACAUCUCGUGAGUAAAAGUGCAAAGCAGAAAAGAUAUGGAAUGACCCCACUCUAUGCAGCUUCAUGCUUAGGACACUUAGAUAUCGUGGAAUUCUUGAUUUCAAUUGGCACUGAUGUGAAUGACGAAAAUGAUGAUGGGAGAAUUCCCCUACAUGGAGCUGCUCUUAAAGGUUACAUAAAAAUCAUGGAAUACCUCAUUCAAUGUGGGUCUGAUGUGAACAAGACCGAUUCGAAAGGAUGGACACCAUUCAAUGCUGCCAUUCAAUCCGGUCAUCUAGAAGCUGUCAAAUACCUCAUGGAUAAAGGUGCCAAGCAGAACAGAUAUGAUGGAAUGACUCCACUCUAUGCUGCAGCUGCAUUCGGCCAAUUAGAUAUCGUGAUAUUCUUCAUUUCAAAUGGCGCUGAUGUGAAUGAAGAAGAUGAUAAUGGAAGGAUUCCUCUUCACGGUGCUGCUAUUAGUGGUAAUAUGAAGAUCAUGGAAUAUCUCAUUCAACAAGGGUCUAAUUUGAACAAAGUUGAUUCAGAGGGUUGGACACCAAUCAAUGCUGCUAUCCAAUACGGUUAUCUAGAAGCUGUCAAAUAUCUCAUGGAUAAAGGAGCAAAGCAGAACAGAUAUGAUGGAGCGACCCAACUCUAUUUUGCAGCUCAAUUCGGUCAUUUAGAUAUCAGAUGA
This is a messenger RNA of Lytechinus pictus (painted urchin), 3244 nucleotides long. Its product is annotated as ankyrin-1-like. Gene Ontology annotation, molecular function: protein binding. Bases 191 to 3244 code for a protein of 1017 amino acids. The transcript is spliced from 5 exons. NCBI's taxonomy places the organism in Eukaryota, Metazoa, Echinodermata, Echinoidea, Temnopleuroida, Toxopneustidae. The record is from RefSeq and is a predicted model, not a curated record.